Trypanosoma brucei brucei TREU927 is the source of this 2010-nucleotide messenger RNA. RefSeq lists its product as hypothetical. NCBI's taxonomy places the organism in Eukaryota, Euglenozoa, Kinetoplastea, Trypanosomatida, Trypanosomatidae. The record is from RefSeq and is a predicted model, not a curated record. Bases 1 to 2010 code for a protein of 669 amino acids. The transcript has a single exon.
AUGAAGUCCCGUGGUUUCACCCGCCAACCUUCGGAGGGACAAGAUGGAGGCCCGGGAAGCCCGCCGUACUUUGCGCGUUGGAGUGUUUAUGACGUCCACGAGGACAAGAGCCACUUUAGCAACCCCCACCGCAAAAGUCAUGGUGCCGGAAGUAAUACCAACGACAGUUACGGCAAUCAUAAUAAUAACAAUAAUAACGGUAACGAUGAAGAGCCUGGAAGAUGGUGGCCGAGCGGUGAAGACGAAUUGAGUGCAACCAGCAGCGUGUUGAACGUACACGUCCGCGAAAAGCACAGCCGCCCUACCAUAAACUACACAGUCCCACUCCAACAGCUAGUGGGAGGCGCGGGUAUCGCCAAACAUAAUCAUCAAGCGGUGAAUAUCCCACUCUUCAUGGAAGACGAUGAGGACGAGGACGAGAAUGCCGUUGGUGGCAUUGCCGGGAAUGAUGUUGUUAUCGGUGACAGUGUCAUUGGUUGUGGUGGUGGUGGUGGUGGUCACAAAAACAACAGUCCUGAGGAGAAAGACGCUGAGAACAAGGAAGAUAAUUGGCUAGAUUACUACUGCCGAUACAACUGCAAAGGUAACAAUAGCUGCGGCUUCAGCGGUGAAAAUGUUGACUACAGUCACAACUACAACAGGAACAACAGUCAAUAUAGCCACGUCUACAGCACGCACAGCGCCUACGGCAGGAUUCCAAUGACUAGUGGUGAUGCCGAUGUGGAAAGAGGUGACAAGAGGAAGGCCCCUGCAACAACGCCAACAAUAACGGUUCCAAACGGGGAGUGGACGCAGUCUUUCACGGGUGUGAGCGGCGCCGUGAACCCACAGGCGCCUACUGGAGCCACAGUCUACACGGCAAGCCGCAUGAGGUACAAAAAUGCUAACAGUAACGACGGCAAUGCCCACAUAAGCAACGUUUACAACAUCAAUGCUGUCAGCCACGGCAGUGGUACCAACGCCGGAAAGGCCCUACCUCCUGUCAGGCAGACAGCUGCCACGGCCAUGGCUACCUCUUCAGCAUCAUCAACAAUCGGUUUCGAAGCUGCAGCCGCGAGUAUCAUCGCGGCCGCAGGUUUACCCCUCGGCACCUUGUCGUUGGCGAAUUAUAUCAUGGAAGGACAACCACGACUCCCUUCAAGACAACCAGUGCAGAAACAGCAACAGGGGGGCUUUGACCGAAACCAUCAGGAGCUUACCUUGAAGGGGAAUCCCAUGUCUUCACCAGUUUCCCCACCACCAUAUUGUUACAGUUCCGUGGGCAACACCUCCAGCCUUAAAAUGGCUCAUUUUUCUAACGCCACAGGCGCGACCAACAACACGUGUAUAUCUGUCUGGACCGGCAAGUCGUGGGGCAAUGAACAAAACUCGCCAUUUAUUCAAAUCAAACAUGCCCAGCAGCCAACUGCGAGAGGUAGUGACGGUCAGAAACAACAACAGCAGCAGACCAAAGCGUACAGUGAAUACCUCAGUGAUUUAUUAUACUUCCACGCGGACUUCUUUCCUCCACCGUCGCCACCACGGGGGCUACCCUUUCCUCCUUCAUAUGAUGCCGCGGGCACCACAACAUCAUCAUUGUAUUCAUUAUCGCAACUAUCACCUUACUGCUCCUCAUGUUGUGGCCGGCGAGCGGCUCUGUGGUAUCACUACGCAAGCAAAUGGAAUAUCACCCACCGCCUUCCGCCUCCUCCACGCACACCGUUACCUGAAAUGCGGGAGCAGGAAGAGUCACGAAGGCGAAGAAAACAACAACAACAACAGCAGCAGCAGCAGCAACGCCAGCAACAACAGUACCAUUACCAACAACAGCAACACCAUUACAAAGUGGAAGGGGAAUAUGUUCGUGAUAACCGACAAGGGCUACCAUGCACUCCGUAUGAUAUCAGUGGUUGGAUGAAAAUGUGUGAGCGGUGGUUUGAUGUGGCGCAACGUCAGUUCAAUUACCCACCAGAGAAUAUCCCUGUGAGGGUUUCACCAGGAUUUGUGCUGCGCCACGUUGCGCUAUGCUAG